CUCACCUCGAGCUGGCGCUGCCUCCCCGCUCUGCCGCCGGCGCCUCGCCCGUUCGCCACUGCGCCCCGCUGCUGUCCCCUUGGCGCCUGGCCCCGCCGAGGGGCAGGUGGCCAGCCCAGCCCUCUCCCCCGCUGCCUGCUGCGGCUGCUGCGUCUCUCGUCCCCCGCUGCAGGGAAGUCGCAGCGGCGAUUGCCAAGCGGGAGGAGAGGACAGGAGAGGAGUGGAGCCGCCGGCGGCUCGGGCAGCGCGCUGCGUCUGGGUCUCCGGGAAUGGACUGGGCUUCGUCCUGCGCCUCAACCUGCCCGUGGAGACGAGGGCGGUGAUCGUCCGCCCAGCCCGCCAGGGAGGAGAGGCACCCCGGUUAAAUGUCACGGCUCCCCGUCCGCUCCCCGCCGCCACCCCGCGCAUCGCUCACCUCGGGAGGGGGCUGUGAAGGUGGCGGCAGAGGCAGCCUCGGCUGCGGCGCGCCCCACUGCCGCUCGCCGUGAGGGAGCGCCCCGGCAGCCGCCAGACAGUUAAGGAGGUCUGAAGAUUGGAAUAUCAGUGGCCCUGUGCCGAGUUUAACAAUUAAGUGAGGCGUGGAGCUGGAAAACUUGGCAGAAAACUCUUUUGACUUUCCUGCUUGUACCUAUGGAACCUCGUUUGCAAGGUUGGUAUUAAGAUAGUCUGAAGGAAGGAAGUGGUGGAAGACUUUCACCACAGUUCUGAAAAAUUAGCAGUGUCAACCUGGUUCUGUGAUUGUCUCCAGGACUUGGACCCUCUAAGUUUUAAGUAAAAUUCUGCUCUGUGUUGGACAAUGGAGACCCAGGCAUCAAUCAGUGACUGAUCUGUAUGCACUGGAUUAGAUGGAAAAAAACCCACCAGCACCUCAAUGCAACAUAUUCAGUUGAUUUUUAAAGUCUGUUUCAGGCAUUAUGAGUGUGGUGUCCUGAGAGAUGCUGUUGUCCAUGAGAGGCUGGGAUUAUUAUGAUCAAGUGCUGUAUUUUGACUUCACCCAGUGGCUUAAAGAUUUGUGGGGUGAAGAAGAAGUGUUGGACUUUUAAGAGAAUUAAACAGGCCCGUGACGGAGGGUUAGCCCAGAUCAGUGGAAUCAUGCGUUACACAGCUCUAUCAUGCUGGCAGCUGUUCCUGGGUCUGGCUGUGCUGCUUUUCUUCACAAGCCCCACUGCGGGCUGCCCAGCCCGCUGUGAAUGCUCAGCACAAAACAAGUCUGUCAGCUGUCACCGCAGACGUCUGAUGUCCAUCCCAGAAGGCAUUCCCAUUGAGACCAAAAUCUUGGACCUCAGCAAGAACCGACUGAAAAGCGUUAACCCUGAGGAAUUCACAUCAUACCCAUUGCUGGAGGAGAUUGACCUCAGCGACAAUAUUGUCUCCAACGUUGAGCCUGGAGCUUUUAACAAUCUCUUCAACUUGCGCUCCUUGAGGCUGAAAGGAAACCGUCUGAAACUGGUCCCCCUUGGGGUGUUCACUGGGUUGUCAAACUUAACAAAGCUUGAUAUAAGUGAAAACAAGAUUGUCAUUUUGCUGGACUACAUGUUUCAAGAUCUGCAUAACCUAAAAUCCCUGGAGGUUGGGGACAAUGAUUUGGUGUAUAUAUCACACAGGGCCUUCAGUGGGCUGCUUAGCCUGGAGCAGCUCACCCUGGAGAGAUGCAACCUCACAGCUGUACCAACAGAAGCCCUUUCUCACCUCCACAACCUCAUCAGCCUGCAUUUGAAACAGCUCAACAUUAAUGCUUUGCCGGCGUACGCCUUUAAAAGACUGUUUCGCCUGAAGGACCUGCAGAUAGAGGCCUGGCCCCUCCUGGACAUGCUGCCUGCCAACAGUCUGUACGGUCUCAACCUGACUUCUCUAUCCAUCACAAACACCAACCUGUCUGCAGUACCUUACUCUGCUUUUAAACAUCUGGUUUACCUGACACAUCUCAACCUGUCUUACAACCCCAUCAGCACCAUCGAGGCGGGCAUGCUGUCGGAUUUAGUGCGCCUACAGGAGCUCCACAUGGUGGGGGCACAGCUGCGUACCAUUGAACCACAUGCUUUCCAAGGGCUCCGAUUCUUACGCGUGCUUAACGUGUCCCAAAACCUGUUAGAAACCCUAGAAGAGAAUGUAUUCCAUUCCUCCAAAAGCCUUGAGGUCCUCUGCAUUAACAACAACCCUCUGGCCUGUGACUGUCGUCUUCUUUGGAUUUUGCAGCGGCAGCCCACCUUGCAGUUUGGUGGUGAGCCACCAAUGUGUGCGGGCCCAGACAGUGUCAGAGAGAGGUCAUUCAGAGACUUUCACAGCACAGCUCUCUCCUUUUAUUUCACCUGUAAGAAGCCCAAGAUACAAGACAAGAAGUUGCAGUACCUGGUAGUGGAGGAAGGACAGACCGUGCAGCUCAUGUGCAAUGCUGAUGGGGACCCACAGCCUACCAUCUCCUGGGUUACCCCACGCCGGAGGCUGAUCACAACUAAAUCAAAUGGUAGAGCCACUGUGCUGGGAGAUGGCACCCUGGAGAUACGAUUUGCCCAAGACCAGGACACUGGGAUAUAUGUCUGUAUUGCAAGUAACGCAGCUGGGAAUGACACCUACUCAGCCUCCCUGACAGUAAAGGGGUUUACUUCAGACCGUUUCCUUUAUGCCAACAGGACCCCUAUGUAUAUGACAGACUCCAACGACACAAGUUCUAAUGGAACUAAUGCAAACAGCUACUCUCUGGACCUUAAGACAAUAUUGGUGUCCACAGCUAUGGGCUGUUUCACAUUCCUUGGAGUGGUUUUAUUUUGUUUCCUUCUUCUUUUUGUGUGGAGCCGAGGGAAAGGCAAACACAAAACCAGCAUUGACCUUGAAUAUGUCCCUCGCAAAAACAAUGGUGCUGUGGUUGAAGGGGAGGUUUCUGGACCACGAAGGUUCAAUAUGAAAAUGAUUUGAUGAUAUUCUGCUAGCAGUGCUUUUUCUGUGGCAUUAAAACCAAUUAAAACAGCCUGGCAUGUGGAAUUGCUAGGCAGAAGCAGCUUAAUGCAGCUGUCAGUGUAUCAAAAGGUUAUAUGAAAAUGGAAAGACUAUUUGUGGUUAUACAACAGAGCCUCCAGACCUUGAGGCAGAUGUGUCAGGGCCUUUCAUAGAACUGGGAAAUUGUACUAACUGUUUGCAUUGCAAAUAUUGGCAUUCUGGGGAUAUCAGCAAUGAACCACUGGCUCAUGCUCAUGGACAAUUGUUCAACAUUUUCUACUGCUACAAAAGGAAAAGAAAAAAACCUACAGUGUAGGAUUUACAUACUUAAAGAAAAAGACACAUUUGUCUAAACCACACUCGGCAAUGAAAUUUGUAUCCAUAUAUCUCAUUUGGUAAAACUUUGCAUCCUCCCUUCUAGUUGGUUCAACACAAAAAAAAAUUGGUAGCUUUUUUUUUUAAAUCUACAUCUAUACUGUGUACAUUUUGAAGCAAUACAAAUGAGAGGUUGUACUUUUAGAUAUCCACCAAUACUGACCCAAGUGUGAUGUCACCCAUCUUUUAACUACCAUAAAAACCCAAAUUAGAUCCUUGUAGUUACUAAUUAGAAAUAAUAUAAGAUAUUUUUCUCCUCAUGUAGAAGGCCAGACCUGAAUAGUUGAGAGCAAAACCGCUCAACUCUGUUGAUCUACUCUUCAUAUAAAUAUAAGGCAUGUGCCUAGUUUUGAUACAGAAUGGAAUAUUUUUUAUAUCUGUGAUAUCACACUGGACCAGUUUACUGUAAUACAGCCCUGGCUCUCACACAGGGAAGGCAACCCACUAGUCAAUGCUGGCAUGGAGGAGUUGAGUUCUACCUUGAAGAGAGAGAAAUCAGUUUUGUUAGCCCUGAUAUUAAUUUCAAACCUACUGUUAAAAUGUUAAUGUGUACUGGGCCAAAUAAAGAGCAUAAUACAUUCUGCAGACUCCUUGGGAAAUAUGGUCAUCUUACUCUUUAUACAAGUGAAUUAAAACAUACAAACGUUACUAAGAAUGAACUCUUCUCCAAUGCCAAGUAAACUACAGUUGGUCAUGCAUAAUAUGGGGAUUUAUAAUACUAAAAUAAUGUUUAAAACAUGAUAGCCUCAAAAAGGCUGACAUACUGCCAGAUAUAAUGAACCUCUAGCCACUGUCAUUCUCAUCUUGUAUAUUUGUAGAUAACACAAAGCUGAUUUCCAAGAACAGAUUCCUUAGCUAUUCUUGAUGCCAUUUUAAUAACAAUGUGGUUAUGUUUCUUUCAGGGGCAGUAUCUUAGAGCAAGAGGGGCAAGUUUUUCCAGAUUUUAGGAAUCUUUUUAAAUGGAAAGAAGACAGAAGUGGAACAUUAGUUCAGUACAAGUAACCUUUUGUUUGUUUUAUUUUUCCAAAGAAAUCUUCAAAAGACUGAAAAGUGAAAUUUUAUGCUUUAUCAUAAAUACCAUGAUUUUAUUUUUAAAUCCUUAGCAAUUGCAAGAUGCAAAGUUGUUCAGCCACCUCUCAAGUUUUCCACCAGUUAGGAGCCAUAAGUUUGUCAUACAUGGUUGAUAGCAAGUACCAUUUUUAAAUGAUUGGCAUAAUCUGGAGACAGGAUGACAAUUAGUACAUCUAUGUUUAACCAAGAUGAAUAUGAAAUAUUAUAAAACAGAACCUUCAGAUUAAUGUGAUUGAAGAGCCUGUGUUCAAUCUUAGUAUUAGAUUUUGGCAUUUUGAAACCAAGGUCAGGCUGAUAUAUGAUAGGAUGCAAGUGCUUCUAAAAUUAGUAUCCAUGUUCUUUGCAGAGAUUUUAAAAGCAGGAUGAAAAGUCUCCCACUUCUAUCAAGGGAAAUGUGCCAAAAGUUGUAAAAUUCAGCUGCACUCCCCAGAGAUACCCAUAACUUAGCUGCAGGACCCAAGGCUAGGCAGCUUUGAGAAUCUCUUUUUUUAGUGAUUGAUCAUUGGUUGCGUUGUUGCUUCAUUUUAGAUUGUCCAACUGAGGAGGUUGCAAGGGUUCAUAGAAUUUUUUUCACUUAACUUGGCUUUAAGUUUAGAAUUGGGGUUUCUUGCUUCGUUUUGUUUUAUGCUCUGAACUAGACAGUUGGAGAUUUAUGGACAUGCUUGAUAAGAAUACUCUUAGUUCUAUGACAUUUCUAGAACAUUAAUAUAAUGGAACAACCCCUGACUAAAUUCUAACACCAGGGAAAUUAUUUUUGUUGACGUAAUAACCACUGCACUGAAGUCCAAAAUUCUACUGUACCUUAAUGCGGGCAGUUAAAGAAACAAAUGGGGAUAAAACAAAAUGUUUCUGAACUGUCCCUUGAAGACAUUUGCAUGUGCCUUUCCCUUGUAAUUGUCAUUUUUUUCAACUAGUUAUCUAUUGCCCCUGCAGUCAUUUCAUGUUAAAUGUUAAAAUCAGUGUUAGAAGCAAAAAUUCACCUAAGUUCUAGACAUUUUCAGCUGAUUUCUUCAUAUUAAAUUACACAAUAAAAAAAAAUAAUCUCAAAAAACACCACCCUAGAAAACAUGUACUUUUAGUAUUAAUUAUGAGUUGCUGUAUUCCCCUAUUCCCUUGGAAUGACUCUAAGAAGUGAUUGCAGCUAGUGCACUGCAAGGAUUUGUGAGCAGAAAUGUGCUUAGUUAUCUAUGUGAAUGUGUGCUGGUGAUGGAAAUCACCGCUUGCUGUUGCUGAGCACCACCUUGCAGAGCUGUCAGCGUUCUGUGUAUUGCCUUGAGUUCAGUCAGUAUUCAGUUUUUCAGAAUCAGUGUUCGUUCCCUGCCUCUAGCAAUGUUCUACUUUUUGCAGCCUACUUAUUUCAGCAUGGACUUAACAAGGCAUAUGGCACCUCUUAACAGAAGUGAGGACAGCAAGACCCAGAGACACUUUUGUCUUGCUCCACAUAGUCUCCUUCUUAUGUAUUUGUGGGACACAUACUUACUAUGGCUCUUUUGGGUGAAUAAGGAAUACAGUGUCAAAGUCAGACCCAGACAAGAACCUUUUUGGCAAUUAUUUUAAGAACUGUGGCUGAAUGCUUACCCUGCCUCUUGAAGGAGUCAAUUCUCUGCUAGAGAUCAAGGAGAUGCACCACAGUUUAUUUUACUGCAGGGGAGAAAAAGGACUGGGCUGCGAGAAGGCAUCUGACCCAUAUGUCUCCCCUAUCAUAUAUUCAGAAACAGGUUGGUAGUGCAUACCUGGCACUAAAAGAGGAAUCAAAGGUUUUAACCUACCUCUGACUUGUAUACUGGCUGGUCUCCAUGCUGACACUAGCCUGAAUUUACCUGGCAGCCAGUGCAACAAAACUCUGAGAAGCAGCAAUAGUUCUGCAAAAAAGGAGAAAACUGAAAAUGUCCGAACCAGCAAAGGAACUUGAGAAAACAGGUACUAAAAUAUCCUUGUCAAUAACUCCUGUAAGAGCAGUGCCCGGGCCUCUCGCAAAUAUGUUUUGAAGUCCACUUACACAGAUCAGUAUGAAGAUAAGAACAGAUGAAUGUACAAGUGUUUACAGAAUCACAGUGAAUCACAGAAUCAUUUAGGUUGGAAAAGACCUUCAAGAUCAUCAAUUCUGACCUUUAACUGAUCACCACCCCGACAACUAGACCAUAACACUAAGUGUCACGCCCAGUCAUUUAAUGAACAGCCCCAUGGAUAGUGUCUCCACCUCCCUGGGCAGUCCAUUUCAAUGCUUAAACACCCUUUUAGUGAAGAAAUUCUUCCUGAUGUCCAACUUGAAUCUCUUCUGGUGCAGCUUGGGCCUAUAUCUUCUCCUCCUGUCACUGGCUGCCUGGGAGAAGAGGCUGACCCUCAUCUGGCUACAACCUCCUCCAAAGGAGAUGUAGGGAGUCAUAAGUUUCCCCUGAGCCUCCUUUUCUCCAGACUGAACACCUCCAGUUUCCUCAGCUACUCCUCAUAGGACUUACACUGUAAGUCUCUCCUAGCUCUGACUCCUCCCUAGCUCUGUUGCCCUUCUCUGGACACAUUCCAGCACUUCAAUGUCCUUCUUGUAGUGAGUGGAACAGGAACUGCACACAGGACUUGAGGUGUGGCCUCACCAGUGCCAAGUACAGGGGGACAAUCACUGUCCUGCUCCUGCUGGCCACACCAUCACUGAUACAGGCUAGGACACCAUUGGCCUUCUUGGCCAUCUGGGCACACACUGGCUCGUGGUCAGCUGCUGACAGCCAGCCCUCCCUGGUCUUCUGCUAGGCCACUUUCCAGCCACUCCAUCCCCAGCUUGCAGCACCCCAUGAGGUUAUUGUGACCCAAGGACAGGAUCCAGUGCUUGGCCAUUUUGAACCUCAUUCCAUUGGCCUUGAAAUAUUAAUCCAGCCCGUCCAGAUGGCUCUGCAGGGCUUUCCUGCCCUCCAGCAGAUCAACACUCACAUCCAACUUGAUGUCACCUGAAAACUCACUGAGGGAGAACUUCAGAUCAUUGAUAAAGAUAUUAAACCAGAUUGGGCCCAGUCCUGAACCCUGGGAACAUAACCAGUGACCAGAAACCAACUGCUUGUGGCAGCAUUCACCUUUCUUUGGGCCUUGAAAACUUCAAACAGUUUUUAAUCUAGCCCUUUUCCAAACCAGUUUAACUUUCCUUGAGUUAAAGAGAACAUUGAAGCAAUGGAUGCAGAAAAGGGAUGUUUGCUAUGAUUUGCCAAAAAAUCAUUUGCAAGCAGCACCCCACCUCAACCUUUUUUUAAGUUUUGAGUUGGUUCUCUGGUUUUUGUCCCUUCUUCUUUCUUCUUAACUUUGCAACUUUCUUUGCAGAGCGGCUUUGUCCAUUAAAACAUAAUGUUAGAUUCAGACUGGGAAGAUUCAGACUGCUUUUACCCUCUGUACCCACCUUAUUAUACAUUCACACAUAAGUGCCAGCACAGGCAAUAGCUCCUGAUACAACUGGAGACACCAAGGCCCCUAGAGAACUGCUGAUCUCACUGGACAUUUUUUAACUAAACUUCAUUUCAGCUGGCUUCAUUAUCAUACUGCCAUUCAAGGUUUCCUUUAUUUACUUGAAUGGUAGCUAUCUUUUUUUUCCUUAUUUGCUUAAUUUUGAUUUUGCAUCACCUAUGACAACAACAAUUAUAACACAAUGAAGAAAAUUAAGAAAUGCUAUACAUUACACCCUCAGCACGACAAAUUGUAAUUCAGGCAGAUGAGACAACAUAAGAAGUCAGCAUUAAUAUUUAAUAGAAAGUUAUAUCUGAACUUUGUAAUAGAAGAAAAAACUGGCAAGGAGAUUACUGAGGUAUAUAGGCCAUGUUGCAACUAAAUCACAUCUAAGAUGUGAAACAGACUUUCAUACACCAUGCCUGGAUAUCUGUUUUUGACAUUAGACUUUCCCAGAAAGACUCUCAGAAUGUAUGAAUGUCAGAUAUCUGCAUUUAACUCAUGAAAAGACAAAGCAGUUCCUGAAAAUUCAGGUGAGCAAGCAAUUUCUGGCUGCCCAAGGACAACAGCAGUUUCCAGCAAGGACAGACAAGAAACUACAAUCAUGCAGUUAUUUUGCCUUAUUCACUACUGCAUCCCAUGACAAUGCAGUCCAUUAGCCACCAAUAAAAUGCACAACCCUUACUCAAUUUUCUUCACAGGAGGCAAUAUUUGCAUAAUAGGCUACAGUCUGUUCCACCUCCAGUUAGAGCAGUGAAACAUCCAGCAAGAAGUGAGGAAGAGGAAGCCCCUUCUGACCAGUUUGCUAAUAAGCUUUUACUAUUGAGUGGUCCUAGCCUAUCUGGGGCUAUCAUGAUGACUGUUUGUCCAUUCCCAUCCUCUGCUCACCAUGUGGCUUGGCAUGGAGUAGUAGGGAAAAUAAUAUACAGUCAAGUUGUCCCUCCUCCCUGAACUGUAAUUCUGAUGAGCAGCACAGCAGCAGUGUCUUAGAAAUCUUGGUCUGCUGCAGAUGAUCAAUGGUUUUGCCAUAAAACCACAUGUGGGAAAAAAUUGGAUACAUGCUUUCUGAUGUUCUUUCAAUAUCUUGUGUGAUUGACUGCUCUUUGUGCUAAAAAGAACCAGGAAAGAAGUAAUUUAAAACUCAAUUGUGUCUGAAGGAGUUAAAGGGACAUCUUUAGAAAGUCAAAGGGCCUGAUUGCUGGAGAAUGUUUCAAGAAAUGAAUGAGAUUUUUCAAGUUAGCCAAGCAAUUUGGAUGCCCUGUUCUUAUUAUCUGUAAUAAGAAUUAAAAUCUCAAUUUUCCUUGGCAGCUUAGAAGAAUCACAGUUAUUUCAGAGACACAUGCUCCUUUUGUCUGUCUCCUAGCUCUGCUCAAUUCCCUUCUCGAUUUCCAAUGACUGUAAUGCCAAAGGUAGAUCUCUGGAUUAGGUUAAAUUUCAUUGAAUAUUCACAUGGCUCUUGGAAUCUAAAUCUUAAAGCAGGAUCCUAAACCUUCUUCAAGCCAAAAAUAAAAGUAAUAAAGAAAGAAGAAGCUUGAGUAAACCUCCUUUUGCAAAUUAAAUAAAUCAAAUUCUGUGAGAAUCCUGCUACUAAGAUAGCUACAUGUGAAAAGCCAUCUGCAGGAAUUUUUGGGGUUUGGGGGGUUUUUGUUUUGUUUUGCUUUGUUUUAUCUUUUUCACUAGAAGCAGGUGGUUGGGUGUAAGGCCAGCUGGAAAUAAAAAUCUGUAUUUAUAGCAUCAGCAGAAUGAGGAAAAAGACUGCGCAGUGAAUAAAAUGCUCUAUGUUAUUUCAGCUUAAAAUGAAAGAUGUUUUCAUAUUAAAAUAGGUUAUAGAUACAUACAAAAGGACAGACUUUUGCCUCAUAAUUUGAUUUUCUGUAUUUAUUCAACGGUACCAAAAUUGUCAUGAAGCAGAACUGUGGCAGUAAGAGACAGAAAACAGAUUCUCUACUGUAGUCAGGCAAUAUAAAUCAGGAGAAAUCCUCUUGACACCAUUCUGUUGGUCCUGGUUACACUAGAAAUUUGAUAAAUCAAUCUAUCUUUUUUGAUUUCUACUAAGCAGGCUGUAUGCAGAACUGCAGAACUUAUGUAUUAAUUAUUUCUCAUCUUGUGGCAUCUUGUGCCUUUUAUUCUGGAUUGCUUUAAUAUUUACACUGCUAGCACAGCAGCAGAACAUGAAAAUAUACAUUCUGGGAAGAGAAGGAUAAAAGGAAAAUGGAAAUCUCUGACCUUGAAGAAGUCUGCCUAUUUCUACUCAUGGCAUUUGCAUGUCAGAAAUAUCACCUCCUCACACUUCAGGCCAAGAACAAUGGCUUUAAAGCAUUGUGCAUAGGCAGCUGCACAGGCAUCUAUGAAGACAAUGGUCAACUUGCACACAUUUUAGUAAUUUUGGUCUUUCAGAAAACAAAAUAUUAUUGCUUCUUAAAGAAUUAAUUUAUGUCAUUUUGAUACUAAAAGUAAACACCUUGGCUUCAUUACACUGGGCACUGUAUAAGUAGGAAGUAAAUUAUAACACUGACCUGUUGAGCUUACAGCCAUAUAGUAGGAAGUUGGCUUUUGAGCAAGUACACAUGGUAACAAGUCUCUCACUGUUUGUUGAGGGAAUGCCAUAGUGCAGAUAUAUUAAAAUAUCAUCACACUGAAAUCUGUUUGCAAGCACAUGUAGUUCAUAUGUACAUGUUUGUGUGUGAAAAAAAUAGUUAUAUUUGUUUUGUUUCUUUCUUAUUUCAAGUAUUAAAUGUAUAUUGUUUUUAAAAAGUGACAAGAUUAACAUGAAAAAUUGUGCUGUAAUUUAUUUUGAUAUAUAUGAUCAUGAGUAUGGAUGGGAAAUGAGACAGCCUUGCUGUCAUGAUCCAUGAAGCACAUGACAAUUCAGGUUUGUCCGGAAGUUUGCUUCAUGUUUGAGCAAAAUAUGCAAAUAUAAUGGAAAAAAAAAACCAACAAAAAAAAAAAAAAAACCAAAAAAAAAGCGCUUUGUUGUUAAGACAGUUGUCCUGAAUGUCAUUUUAAAAGUUACUUUAGGGCUUAUGUCAUGAUGUGUGUCAUACUUAUCCACAAUGAAACCCAAAUAAAUAAUUCCAUGGAGUGGCAAAAUUUACUUGCAAAAGUGAAGAAAAUUUACAUUGUUUCCCCUAUUGUGGCUGAACACUUUUUUCCCCAGGGUGCAGUGUAGAAAACUAACACCAGAAAAAUACACUUUCCUUACAGAGGUCCUUAGUGCCAGGUCUUCACAACAAGCUAACUUUUCAGGCCCAUCCCUCUUGAACUGAGAAUCUGAAUGAACACAGUGAGAAAGACAAGACUCUGGCAGGUAUUUCUCAGUUACUCACUCUCCUCCUUCAUUGCAUGAAGCCCUCAAACACAGAGAAAAUACCCGGGUCUCAUUCAGAUGCGUAUUGGGAUUUAUUAUCCGUACAAAGUAUCAGGGAGCCUGUGUCCUCACUUCUACACAUGCAGAGUGUUCAGGUGACUGACGGGGAUACCAAUCAAGUGGAUGCUGGAGGAAGAAAAGCAUGGCACUUAACAGCACCACAGAGAGAACAGCAGAAAGAUAGAUUUCACCAGCUGCGUCACUUGGAAGGCAACAAAUACUGAAAAUCUGCAUUUGAAUCAUGGUUACUGAGGAAAUCACCAGUAUUCAAACACCUCUGUAAUUACAAAAAAAUUAAGUGGUGGAAAGUAGAUUCUGCUGAGGUUGAAACCCAUUUCAACCCCCUGAGACUUGCCACAACCUACCAAGCGUUCAUCAGAGAUCAGCUUUGAAGAAGGACGCAGGCUGUAAUCUAAACUAUUGCUACUCCUAUUUUUCCACAGUUAGAUACUUUUACCAACAGCAUUUUUUUUCAUGAUUUCUGGGAUAAUCUGAAUUAAGAUUUAACACCUGAAUACCCCUUAUAGUCUAACCAAGGGUCUUGUUCUCUAGAAGGGAAAACAGUUACUGUCUCAGGAAAAGAAGAAGCAACUUGAAAUCCUGAUAAAUUGCUAGGAGCAGAGACAGACAGGGGCUGAAUCUGAGCUCUCCUAUGUCCCCUGAAAUGUGUCUUAUCCUCCUGCAUUUGCAUUUGACACCUCCAAAAAAUUUUGAAUGAUUUACACCAAUGUACCCUCCUCUGGAGCAGAAUGUCAAAUGCAAAUGCAAAUUGUCAGAGAAACUUUACUAUUCAUUUUAUUACAGUAAUCUAUUUUAUUUAUAAUAUUUUUAAUCAGAUUGGCAGUCAAAUGUACUGCAGUACUGCCUUCAGUAUGACAUGAAAAAAGAGCCAUUUUCCCUACCACUGCACAGGGAACAGAGGUUUAUCUCCAAAGGUUCCUCCAUCCUAAUAUUACUCUAUAUCAAGAGGUAGAACCUGUUCCUAUAUCACAAGAUCUAUUCAGCAAUUUCCAGUUCUUACAGUAGAAGCAGCUACUAGUUUUCUCCAUGAUAACCAGGUAGAGAAUAACACCAUCACAUCAGGCAAUCACUGACACAUUCAUCAAAAAUAAGGAAAAAAAUUAAAAUUUAUUAAUAACUCCUAACAGACAAACACACUUUAGAUUUUUAAAAGCAUACAAAAUUUUCUAAAGCACAGUCACUUUCAAAAAUUUUUAAUAAUAUUUAUAUUAUUGCACAUCUACUAUAGAGGAUUUGCCACAGAGUUAUUAGCCCCUAUAUUGGAUAAUACAGACAUCUUUAAAUAAACAAAUCUUGGCAUCCAAAGUUUAUUUUAAGUAAUGCCUGGGUUUAAUAUUUUUGUAUUUUUAAAAGCUGAUGGGAAAUUGAAAAUCCCACUACUUACCAAGUAAACUCAAUUCACAGAGGCUGAGUUAUUCUCAUAUAAGGGAAUGCUCACAGUGAAUUUUCUGCAUCAUAAAACCUUCCCACGUACAGCUGUAGAUGACAUACUAUUAAAAAACAACAAAAAAGGGCUUUGUUCAUCUCUGGUACUAUCUGAAACUGGAGGAGAGGCUGGUAAUUCAUACUGGGAAAGCACAAAUAAAGUGUGAAAAUGUUGGAUUAAGAAAUGCAGAGUUAUUGCAAAGGAACUGGCCUUUCUGUCUACUCAGGCUCUGUAGCGGUCUGGGAAAUUAGACUAAAUUCCUUCUUUCCUAGAUACAGGAAAUUCCUCAUUUUCCCUCUCUUCUUGGAAGCUUAAAUUUCAAUCUUAGUAAUCAAUGGGAAAUGAAAUACAGUAAGAAGUUAGUAAAAUGUGGGACUGGAUAGUAAACAUUAAUAGAAAUUAAAACAUACCUAAAAAAUUAUGUUACAUUGGUAGUUAGCUUGUUGUCCAAGUAAUUCUGGAAUUAUUUUGGUUUGCAGAAUCUGGUUUAUUAAUUAAUAGCUAGGGGAUUCAUUCAGCUAGUUAAUGCUGCAAUCACCAGCUGGAAUAUCUUAUUUACCUCAUCAGUCCCUAAGUGGAAGUUAUAUUUUUCUGAGCUAUUUUCCAAUAACUUUCCUAUUUGUAUUACUCAAAAGCACAAGUGAUGGAGAGCACACUUAUUUUAUUAUAGGAAGACAAUGAUAACAAAUUUAAUCUAUUACUUUUGCUAAGAGACCUCUUUGCUGUUUUUACAAAGAUUAAUAGUUUACAUCCUUAUCUAAAUUAUAGCUAUCACUAAAGCCAAACAUCUCACCUUAAGAAUCUAUUGACUUUUUUGCAUCUGUGCAGUGCAGCAGUUCUAAUGCACUGCAAAAAACAUUUUGCUUUCACAUUGAACAGGCAUGCCAUGCAGAGGGGUUAGAGGCAAUGCAGCCUUCUGAGUUGCAGAAACAUUUGCAUUUUAAUGGGCCUUAUUGAAUUUUUGUUGGCUUUUACAGGUUUGGCAGACUGUCACAUUUUGUUAAAGGAUAUCAGAUCAUCCUUUCCUGGCUCGGAGAAGGCAUAGCUUUCAGUUUAUAACACAAACAGAAGGCUGCAACUCAGGAUUUCUUAGCUGUAAUCAAAACCCUGGGCCUCUAACUCUUCAGAGAAUACAAUAAUAGUUACCUUUCAAAAGGAUGAUUCUACCAUUUUCCUAAGGGUUAUAAAGCCAAGCAGUUAUAGUUCACCCAUACCUGUGUGAGGAAUGAAAAUUUUAAUGGAGGUUGGUACCAAACAAAGAAAAUCUUUUUUAAGAAAUGCAAGCCCUGCUGCUCAAAGCGCUCCUUUUGGCAAGGUGGUGACAGCAGUGGUCUGCCCUGUGAUCAGCCUUUCCAACAGUUCUAAAUUAAAGGAUCUUGCAGAGCAGUGGCAGUGUAUGAAAGAAAAUUGUCAUGAGAGAUGCACACCAACAAGAUGCUGACUUUUAUGCAGUUCAGUGGUAUUUUCAAUGAAAGGACCUCUUAAUGCCUCACUUAAUUAGUUGGUUUGCAAUGCUUGAAAACCAUUUUUAUUUCCUAAAGCAUCUACACAAUUUGUGUCUUUGCCUUUGAUUAUAGAUGAGAAAUGCUGAAAUGAAUGCAAAACACACAUCAAUUGUCAAGUGUCACACCAAGCACUCAGACUACUACAAAAAUAUUUGUUUCGUCCUUAUACAAGACUAACAAAACUGAGUCCUACAAUUUCUCCAUUCUCUAAUCCAAGUUUCUUGAAAGAAAACUAGUAUUUCCACAUGUUUCCCCGCUCUUUAAUAGAUAAAGUAACAAGGAUACACUUUUCAAAUUACUGCUGCCAGUGUUUAUCAUAGGAAAUUUGUCCUGACACAACUCAAUUUUCCACAACAUUGAGUUGUGGCCAACCUCAUCUUCAUCUUUUAAUCAAGAUUGUUUUGCUUAUACAUGAGCCAAACACUUGGAACUUCCCCAUUCCCAGCUUCUGCUUUUGAGCUGAAGCCAGAAGAUUUUGCUGUGAAUGUCAGUGAAGUAUGUUUGAUAGUUAAUGGUUACAGCCUUGCAUCCAGCAGUCACUGUAAACUAUUUCUGAGGCAUGGCCUCUCUGGCAUGAUUAAAAGUAACAACUACUCCUUGGGAAGAAGAUUAACCAGUACCUCCAUUUUAUUUUUCAAGACCUCCAUCAGCUUUCAGGACAAUGGAAGAUGUGUGUCCAAGUCAUUUAGAACUGAAGGAAAUAUUUGCUGGAUGUGCUUGUCAUCUUAGGGAACUGCAUACAAAAAGGCAUGUGAGAAAUAAAUUUGUCCUUUAAGGGUUAAAUUACUGAAGCAGAAAUCUAAAAUGCUGCACAUAAAAGGAGGUAUGCGUUAAAAAAAAAUACCUCGGGUGGGUUUUACACUGUAAGAAUGAAAGUCAGAAACAUGAGUAAAAAGUAAACUCAUUGAUGAGAAAAUUAUUUUUUCAAUGUAAUAAAAUGCUCCCUUCAGAGAGGAGGAUCAUAAAAUACAUUUCCUCCAGUAUUUAAACACAAGGAUUCUCCUCUCUCCUCGUUCAAAGAGGAGAUCUACAAACCACCUCAUUUCAGUACAAAUACUUUCUUAAAAUGCAUUCUGUUAUGUUCAAAAUAUCAACCCUUCCUGGAUUUUCAACAGCUGUUGUAAUUGUUUUUCAUAGAAAUCGAUUUUAAUUGUAACACUGUUCUGCUACAAGCCUAUUGUCUGUGUCCUUCUGAAUUGUCAAUUACCUAAAUGAAGAAAUAAAGGCUUGAAAGUGCA
This is a messenger RNA of Zonotrichia leucophrys gambelii, 15360 nucleotides long. It is a transcript of the gene LINGO2, whose product is annotated as leucine rich repeat and Ig domain containing 2. NCBI's taxonomy places the organism in Eukaryota, Metazoa, Chordata, Aves, Passeriformes, Passerellidae. The transcript has 8 exons. Bases 967 to 2913 code for a protein of 648 amino acids. The record is from RefSeq and is a predicted model, not a curated record. Gene Ontology annotation, molecular function: protein binding. Gene Ontology annotation, cellular component: extracellular matrix.